AUGGCACACCCCAUCACCCUCGUUAUCAUUGCCAUCAUGGCUCUCGUCUCACUCUCAAGCGCCACAACCUCCACCGCCGCCGCCGUUCAACGCGUCGAAGCCAUUCCCACCCAGGCCAUGGCAGCCGAGCCUACAAGCACCGUCAUCUGCAACGACGCUUGCUUCGGCGUCGACCGAGCUGACAUCGUAGACGCGGUCAAUCACUACUGCGAUGACUUCGGCGAGUGGACCUACCCGAUUGAUGGCGAGGCUGCUCGCUUGUCUUGGAACUACACCGCUAUCCUGGAAGGUACAGGCGUACGCCACUUCCGUGGCACGUUCGAGGAAGGCCGCGUCGACGUGAGCAUCGACAUGAUCGAGGAGAAGCCGUGCGAUCCACCGAUUCAGAUGAAUAGAGAUGCCUGCUACAAGAACUUGAUGAAUCCUGUUGACGAUUGCAACGACCAGACCGAGAACGAUAAGCAAGGCGGUUACUACACCAGCGGCUGUCUUCGAUACUGGGUGAAUCCAAACCCUUACUGGCAAGUGCGACGACACGCUCGUGUGCAUGCCGACGAUGGCGAUCCCAAGUGGUGUCUGAACGCUGCGUAG
Fulvia fulva is the source of this 591-nucleotide messenger RNA. RefSeq lists its product as uncharacterized. Bases 1 to 591 code for a protein of 196 amino acids. NCBI's taxonomy places the organism in Eukaryota, Fungi, Ascomycota, Dothideomycetes, Mycosphaerellales, Mycosphaerellaceae. The transcript is spliced from 4 exons. The record is from RefSeq and is a predicted model, not a curated record.